UGUGCCAAGGUGGCAGCACUCUGAUCAGGCCUUUUUAAUAAAACUGCACUUCACUGUUCGGCCAUCACAGUUCUGGCAGGUAAUCACACCUACAGAAUAUUUUGCAAAGUCCGCAACCAGAAAAGCUUCAAGUCUCGCGAGAUCGCCGGCUGCUGGGAGUUUGGAAGAAGGCUACCAUCAUGGCGGAUAGAGACAGUGGAAGCGAGCAAGGGGCGGCCAGCUCGAGCUUGCAACAGCUGCAGCAGGAGACGCAGGAAUUGGCUUCCAAGAGGGUGGACAUUCAGAAUAAGCGCUUCUACCUGGACGUGAAGCAGAAUGUGAAAGGCCGAUUCCUGAAGAUAGCAGAGGUGGGAGCGGGAGGCAAUAAAAGUCGUCUAACUCUCUCCAUGUCUGUUGCUGUGGAGUUCCGCGACUACCUGGGAGAUUUCAUCGAACAUUACGCACAGCUCGGCCCCAGCAACCCGGACAUGCAGACAGAUGAGCCGAGGCGAGCUCUGAAAAGUGAAUUCUUGGUGCGGGAAAACCGCAAGUAUUACAUGGAUUUAAAAGAGAAUCAACGGGGCCGGUUCCUACGGAUUCGUCAGACCGUAAACCGGGGACAUGGCCUUGGUUCCCAGGGUCAAACUAUCGCCCUCCCCGCUCAGGGGCUGAUUGAAUUCCGUGAUGCACUCGCUAAACUAAUCGACGAUUAUGGCAUCGAAGAGGAACCAACUGAGCUGCCCGAAGGGACAUCGCUCACUGUGGACAACAAGCGAUUUUUCUUUGACGUUGGGUCAAACAAGUAUGGCGUUUUUAUGAGAGUAAGUGAGGUGAAACCAUCGUACCGCAAUUCUAUCACGAUACCAUACAAAGUGUGGGCCAAGUUUGGAAAUACUUUCAGUAAAUACGCAGAGGAAAUGAAGAAAAUACAGGAGAAACAGCGGGAGAAAAGGUCUGAACAGCAAGAGGAAGCUCCCGGAGAUGAUGGGGAGGAAGACUGAUAUAACUGUAAUUAAAAACUCUUCCUGUAAAACUGUAACUGUUUAACUCCGAGGGAGCACCACCCACCAAACCUCCACAACUGACAGUUCGACUUGUCACCCAUCGCUGGAUGUUCGUCCACUUAUCAACCGUGUAAACCGUAAGCAGCUGCUAAGUAAUAACAUUAUGAACUGUGUUUCCUACUUGAUAAAAAAAAACUGAGUGUUUAUUUCCCUGAUUAACCAAGACUUUUGUACACGUUCAAGCUAUUAAAAGUGUUUGCAAUCGUCAGAUAAUAUGCUGAAUUAUAAUGAAAUAAGUCCUUUUCAUGUGAGCUAACAUUUGACUUAGCACAAAAUGAGAGAUAUUUUAGAAGAACACGUAAAUAAUAUUUUUAGUUUUCUCAUUUUGUUACCAAAUUUCAAACAUUAUACGGAGGUUAUAGUAUAUUUGGCACCCUAUAUACCUGUGAUUAGAGAUGUGUAUAUAUGAGGGCUAGGCAUGCUGUGUGUCUGAGCUUUGUUAAAUGUAAUGCAGAAGUCUGUAGAGUUAAAAGGUACAUAGGUUUAUUCAUGCAAGGUAAAACUAUUAAGAAGUGCUCUCUUUUAUACAAUAUGCAUUGCAUCUGGACCUUAAACAUAAAACUGGUCAGUGGAACUUCUGUGAACAUGAAGCAAAUUAUUAAAAAAGGCAUUUAAAUGAAAACUGCAAAGUUGUUUGAUUUUUACAGACAAAUGUUAACCUAUGAUUAACAAAGCAAGUAGCACAUUUUAAGUUAGGUUAUGAUAAUUUUGCUCUUAACUGUGAAUGUGAGUUUCUGGUAUUUAAUGUAUUUAGAUUAGUUGUCAAAUUAUAUGCAUUCUAUCAGAUGGUACAUAAUUAACAAUUGAUAGGGAACUUUUAAUGUGAGUGCAUUCAUGUAGCAAGCUAUUGCCUAAAUUACUGUUGCCUGUAAAGAGAGGAAAUUGCAUUUAUUUGCUUUGUAGGGGGAAGGGGUCAACUUAACUUAAGUGGAAAUCUGAGUGAGUGACAUGUCAAUUUAUGGGGGCCAACUCUUCCAGAUUACAUUUCCCGUUUGGUUAAUGUUGUAUUUUAGAACAUUCUAAAGGCACAGAUUAUUCUGCACUUUAUAGCAUCACAGUAUUAACAUAUAUAAAUAUAAAUAUAUAUAUAAUUUGGUAUGUUUUCCUUUUUGUAGUACAACCUAUCAAAAUGUUUUACAUGUCUUACUUAUUGCUAGUGACUGUUGCAUUCAUGUGAAUUAUCUGUUGCUGGCAAGUUUGAAGUAUUACAUUCUAGAUCAUUAAUCACUGUAAAAGUCAUGUUUCAUUCUUUCUGGGCUUUCCCCCAGCUUUUUUUUUUCUGUAGUUCUUCAGUCAGUUGUGACCUUGUCAUUUGGGAUUAUGUAGAGAUAAAAUUCUUUGUUAUAUAGUUUAGACUUUGGCUUUCGUGUGGUUUGUUUCUAGAAUUCUACAACCAUUGUGGUAACGUUUUUAGGAUUCUGCUAUUCUGUCGUGAGUAAAGCAAGGGCUGCUUUGUUCUAAACUUGUAACCAAUAAAUCCAGGCUCCAGUCAUUUAAAUUGGAGCCACACCUUGGAUAAGUUUUAAAACCUUCCUGAAUAUUUGUACAGUAUGAUACUGUAUAUACAUAGGGUAUUAAAUAUAACCAUUACACACAUUCAAAUUUCAUGGUUUAACUGAAGUUUAGCCAUUUAUUGUAGAUAUUUGAUAGUUGUGAACCUAGAUAUUUCUCAUCCACCACUUGAUAGUUAUAUGAUUCAACACAUGGCAAUGUGUCAUCAAGUAAUUUUUAUUGUAACAUUUGAUGCAUCAUUUUUGUAUUUUUUUAUAAUACUGAAUUUAACAGACAUUGCCAGUACUUGCCCAGCCAGUUGCCUUUUACUACUUGCAAAAACAAUUAGGUGCUACUGUAAUUUGAGGCAUGUUAUUCAUGUAGCACAACAUUUUAGCAGCACUGUUGUAACUAGUGUGGAAUUGGGCAAUAAAUAUUGCUAACCCUGUCACUGUUCUGUUAUAUAUAAAUAUUAAAAAUUGAAUAUCAGAUUUUGCAGAGGUUUACUUUAAAAUUUAUUUAUAUUGCCUCUGUAUAUAAAUGCAUAAUUCAUUGAAUAUGCAUAUUGAUGAGGCAUCCAACUUUAUUAAUGGAUUUUCAUCCCCAUCACUUCAUUCUUCUGUCGUUUUGAUUUAUCCAAUCCUACUGCCAAACAAGGCAAAGUAAUUCAUACCAGAUUGAUAGAUUCAAGCAGGUUGAGCCUUAAUUUGAAAACAAUUGCAGCAGACAAGAUUAGAAAUGCAAUCAAAUGUAAAUUUACUUUAAUCAAGAUUGUAAAAGCAGUUAAUAACUGUAUAAGCUCAUAAAUCCAAUUCUAAAUAGCUGAAGUCCUUAUUUUAGAUAAUUCACAAACUGUAAUAAUUAUUAUGGCAGCCCUUGUUUUAAGUUGUGAGCUGAAAUCUGCCCCGCCUCCACUCAUAUUGUAUGUGAUUUUGAAUUUGUGGGCUUGCCAGUUUGCUUCAAGUGCCAGCAGCUUUGCAGUGCAGCAGUUCAAAGACACAUUGGCUUUAAUCAGGCCAAGACGGUUGGUACUGGCUUGAAUAGUGUUCACUGAAAGCCACUCUGCCUUGUCUGAAUACCACUAUAUUCAUAGUGGAAAUAAACAUAAAAUAUGGCUAUUUUCAUAUAAACAGCGAUGACCAAUAUGGCUCAUAAAUGUUCCACAAAAUGGCUUUUCUGAGACUGAAGUCUGUACAGACUUUUAGAAUAGGACUAUCUGUUUGAAAACAACCUUGUAGUUUGCAGUGCAUUUGACUUGCAGCCAAGCCGCUAGAGUUGGCCUCAAUUGUGCAUAAAAGUUGAGUAGAAUCCUGCUGCAUUAAUAGCUGUCAUUUUGCAAGAUGCCACAGAUUCAAAAGGUGUCGUGAUGCAAAUUCAGUAGAUGAGUGAUGUGCAAUAACUGAGAUUCUUAAAUAUUAAUUUUAUACUUUCUCUUUUACCCAUUUUCCUUUUGCAAGCCUUAUUGAUGUACACUCGUUAAAAUUCUAAAGUUUGAACUGAAUUUCCAUCUUUACCGACUUCUUUGAAGAAAAGCACUUUUAUUAUUCAAGAAAAAUUCUUGUGCAUAAGCAAAAUGUUUUUUUGGCAAGAAUUCAAAUUUGGAAUUAAUUUUCUGUUUAACAUUAUUUCAGUAGGAGCCAAUUAAAAGAAAACCAAAAAAUAGUAUGGUAGUAAGUUUCUUUGCUUUAAGUUUGAAGUCUCAGUUUGUAAAACUUGCUAAAUGUCAAAAUGUGAUACCAUUAUCUUUGCGGUCUGUUUCAAAAGUUUUACCUAAAAUAUUUGACUGAUUUACUGCCAUUUAAUAUCAAUUAAGCAUGGUGCUGAUUUAAUUUUUAAUUGUCAGAAAUGAAGUUAAUUUUAGAAGUUUUAGAAAUAUUUUUUGUUGUAUUUUCACAAUCCUAAUAAAUUCCUUUUGAGAAUC
Molecule: messenger RNA, 4455 nt
Organism: Hypanus sabinus (Atlantic stingray)
Lineage: Eukaryota; Metazoa; Chordata; Chondrichthyes; Myliobatiformes; Dasyatidae
Product: transcriptional activator protein Pur-alpha-like
Exons: 2
Coding region: 180-980 (266 amino acids)
Biological process (GO): regulation of transcription by RNA polymerase II
Cellular component (GO): nucleus
Molecular function (GO): RNA polymerase II transcription regulatory region sequence-specific DNA binding; DNA-binding transcription factor activity, RNA polymerase II-specific; purine-rich negative regulatory element binding
Source: RefSeq, a predicted model, not a curated record